Molecule: messenger RNA, 729 nt
Organism: Erigeron canadensis
Lineage: Eukaryota; Viridiplantae; Streptophyta; Magnoliopsida; Asterales; Asteraceae
Exons: 2
Coding region: 1-729 (242 amino acids)
Source: RefSeq, a predicted model, not a curated record
AUGAGUGCUCAAAAGACUUCCACUUGGGACGACUCUAUUGACCGUGUAUCCAUUGCAUUCAACGGGGAAAGCAUCCUUCUCCCUGAAACCGAAGGCGCCAAAUGGAAAUCUUCUACUACUUCAAUCACUAGGAUUCGUGACACCAACAAUAUUAUCGUAGUUGAAGUUGAAAACCUCUUCAAGAUUACAGCCAAAGUGGUUCCAAUAACAAAAGAAGAAUCAAGAACUCACAAUUAUGAAAUAACAGACGACGAUUGCUUUGCUCAUCUUGAUCUUAAGUUCAAGUUUUUCUCUUUGAGUAACGAAGUGGACGGGGUUUUGGGACAGACUUACAAGAGCGACUAUGUGAGCAAAGUUAAAAUGGGGGUGCUAAUGCUGGUCAUGGGAGGGGAUAACAAGUUCAAGAGUUCCGAUUUGUUUGCGGCCGAUUGUUUUGUCGCUAAGUUUACCGGAAACCAUGAUCAAAGCGCUUCGUCUUUGAACUUGGAAUUGCCAAGCUUGAAGUGCGAAAGUAGGGAUGUGCAAAUGACCCGACCCGGUCCGACCCGCAAAAAACCGGCCCGACCCGCGACCCGCGAAUGCAUGAAAAUUGGAACCGUGACCCGGCCCGUGAAGUUACGGUCAGUUGACUCAACCGACAGUAUGGUCACUAAACUUUUUACCCUCUCAAUCUUUUGCCUCUUUUUGGUCGGAGAUUCUUCUGGAAGCAAUCUCUCUACCUUCAUGUAG